AUGACGAUCCUCAUCUAUGCCAUGAUAGUCCGACGUGCUCUGCAAAUCGAUCCAUCGGGUCGAUGUGUCAUUUUCGUACGACGGGCUUCCGUUGCCAGACGAGUGCUUGACAAGUUGAAGGGCCACGGCCUGCAGGCAGCGAUGGUCGCGCAGCGCUCGCGAAUGCGUGAUCUUCGCAGCCAAGUGGUGGUUUGUCUCUGUGCCAGUGCGCAUCGCCUACGUGGGCAUCACUUUAUCGUCAAGCUGUGGGACUCAGCUUUGCAGCCAACGCACAGUGAAACAGCGAGGAUUGUGUGCAAUGCAGUUUCUGCCAGCAUGAGCGCGGAAUUUUCGUUGCAAAGCGAGGCAGCUGACCUUUCCUACACAUUUGCACAAGCUGUUGAGGACGGACGCGCUCGUAACUUUGAGCCCUAUUUUUUGCCAGUACCGGGCAAGAACUCUGGAUGCGCGGAGCUGCUGAACACGCUUAAAGCGUUGCAGGUGGAUUCGUGGGCACCCGUUCUGGUAGUUCUCAACACGGCCAGGCAGGCCCUGGAAUUCGCCAGAGAGCUUCAACAACUGGAGGUGCCAGCAGCAGCGGUCAGCGGCAAGCUGGGAUCCUGGCAGAAGUCGUCGGCGCUUCAAGGCGUCCAGCAAGGUGAUGUCAAGGUCCUCUGUGUCUCACACUGGAUCUUUGAGAGGUCGGACUUGCCGGCCUUCGGCACAGUUCUCCUCGCCCAAGCUAACUUCACCAAGCCCUCCACAAGAGAGGGUCUCCUCCGUGCACUGCAGCCGACCGAGAGCGGUUGCUCGGAUUCAGCACUGAAGCCUCUGAAGCUCGUGUGCGUCGUAGGGGAGUCGGAGCUUCUCUACCGGCCUCUGCGGAUACAUCGGGCCAUGCACUUCUUGGGUUCUCUUUGGGGCCCUCGGAAGCCAAGCACUUACCAGGUUCUGAACGUAGAGGGCAGCACCAUCAGCACCACUGCCAGGGCUCUCUGGCCCCGAGGGUGGCUGGAGAGCUUGUGCGUUUGGGUGCAGUCGACGAGGCGGCCCCCAAGUUGCACCAGAGAGGAGGAGAGGCUCCUGGCCCACAGGUGGCAGCAGGCCAAGAAGCUAUUGCGAGCAGACAGACUGAACGCUGUAGAGAAGGAGCGUGUGGAGACAUGCCUCUCACUUCUGGGCGACAGGUCGCAGAUUAGGCUCGAAGACCUGUGCAGUUGGAUGUCAACCCACAAGCGGCACCCCUAUCAGCGGAGCAAGGAUCCCAUUGAACGACGCCAGAGCCUCAGGCUUUCCAGAACCAGGAAGCGCCUUCGGGAAGGAAAGCUGAGUUUUGCCCAGGCCGCGCUCUUCGAGAGAGCGCUGCAGCAGACGGUGCGGCCCUGGCUGCGGACCCUGGUCGCCUGGCUCCGCUUCUUCGAGCGCCUCCCGCACAUGCACGCAGAGGAGCACGAAGAGCGCGUGCAAAACCGGAGGUGGAAGGAAGCCACCAGAAACAUGAAGCCUGGGCUGACCGAGGCCGAGAGACAGCUGUUGAUGCAAUGCCUGAGCUGGAAGCUUGAGCUAUCUGCGAGGCCACGGUUUUGGCUAGUCAGCCUCUGGAUCUGGACGAGCCUACAUCAGCGGCGACCACGAGACAGUAAACAGCGAGAUGCUGAGGAGAGACUCCAGGCGAUGAGAUGGAAGAAGGCAUUCCAGCAGCUGUCCAACGGGGACCUCACUGAAAGUGAAGCUUCGUUGCUGACAGAUUGCCUGCAGAUCGUCGACCAACAUUCAGCAUGA
Messenger RNA from Symbiodinium natans, 1761 nucleotides. The record is from the annotation of a GenBank genome assembly. NCBI's taxonomy places the organism in Eukaryota, Dinophyceae, Suessiales, Symbiodiniaceae.